UCAUCAAAAUUGUAUUCUUAUUUUAUAUUGUUGUAUAUGUAUUCAAAAAGUACUAAUUAGUAAUUUACAAAUUGUAUGGGUAAUCCAUUAAAGUUUCAAACUCAUCAAAUUAUGAAAUGAAAAAUACAAAGAAUAGGCUAUUACGGAUUUAGAUAUUUCUAUCUAAAGCCGUGGUUCCAAUUAACAACCACCAGGAGCGUUAGUAGUAGUUCACUUUUUCGUAUGUUAGAUAAGAACUCUCGUACACCGCGUUCUAACAUUGCGUAGUAUAGCCCGAUGUGCAACCAUUCUAUCUAAAGCCGUGCCGCGGAUGCAACUCGGAUAUGUCAUGAAAAAAACGAAGCACGCAACUGGGACAAAAUAUCAUUUAUUGACGCAAUUCGUAUGUGCCGAUAUUAAGAUAUGUCCUGAAUUUGAACUGAUCCAUUUCGUUAUUUCAUACAAAAAGCGUGCUGUUAAUCAAACUGUUCAAGAAUAAAAGAAUUUUUAAAGAAGUCUUAAAAAUUCCGAUGAGUUAUUAUAAAGAUUGGAAACCUUUAAUUAUUUCUGAGAAAAAUCAUUUGAUUGUAAUAAGUAUCUUCCUAUAAGAAAUGCAGAAGAAGUGGUACCUAAAGAUUUUUUUCAUCAUAUUUGUAAGAGUGAAAUGAAUGGAAUCGAAUUGGGUUCAGUGGUGGAGAUUGAAAACGAAGAUAAAAGUGGUUAUUGGUUUGCUAGUGUAUCUUUAUCUAAAGGUGUUUUAAUAAAUUUGCAUUAUUUUGGUGAUGACAAUGAUGAACACGACUUUUGGAUAAAAGUAAACUCAUCACGGAUUCAUUCUUUAAACUUGGGGAGUGAAAAUAAUAAAAAACUGAUACCUCCUCAUCCUCAGAGAGGUUCACUUUUAACUCCAGAAGGUUUUAAAGAAAAAGUUCAAGAUUGCGGUCAUGCUGUAUCAAACAUUGUAUUACAAAUGAUAGGUGCCCCAAUUCAUAAUAUAUUUAAGCGUGGCAUGUUUGUAGAAGUUCAAGAUAAAGAAUACCCUUAUCAUGUUUGGAUUUCCAAAGUGCUUAAAAAUGUGGGAGGAAGGUUAUUUUUACAAAUACAAGGAACAAAAAGCUCCGAGGGGAAACCAUUUUGGUUAUUUUAUUCAAAUGAUAGUGUUUUUCCUUUAGGAUGGGCAGAAGAAAAAGGACUUCCAUGGAGAGUGAUGAAUUUAGAUGCUAAUUUUAAAAAGUCUACUAAUUCUAGUGGACUACUGAAUGUGUUAGAGGGUAAGAUCCCAGAACAACAUGGUUAUAAAGUUGGAGAAAUGUUGGAAGUAAUAAAUCCUUAUUCAUUGAUGGAAUUUUAUACUGCUACUAUUGUUAAGGUCUAUGAUCAUCGUUAUUUUAAAGUUGAAGUAGAUAUUGAAAUUUAUGUAGAAAAACGUAUCAGUUUUGUGGCUACAAAAGAAAAUCCUUAUUUAUUUAAUGCAGGUUGGGCAAACAAACACAAAUUCUUACUAAAUCCUCCAUCUGAUUGGAAAAAACUCACCAAAUUCUCUUGGUCGAAAUAUAUCUUAAUGAAGAAAUUAAAAUUAGCUUCUGUAGAUAUUUUGUGCAGGAAAAAUAUUAACCAUGUUCAUACAGGUAUGAAACUAGAAGCUGUUGAUCCUCUGAAUACUGAUAGUAUUCGUGUAGCUACAGUUAAAGGAUUUGCUGAUCAUUGGAUGUUUUUGUCUUUUGAUAGCACGAGUUGUCGUCAAGAAUUAUUACAUGUGCGUUCAGUUUAUUCAGAUGAGGUUUUUCCCAUUGGUUGGUGCAAUAAACACAAAUAUUUUUCUAGUGCUCCAAAGCUUCCAUAUAGAAAUUAUCCGAGUUUGAAUGGCGGUUUGGAAAAAUCACUCAAAAUAAGUAAUGAUGAAAAAAAAUCUCCUAUUCCAAAAACAGUUUUGCAGUUCAAAUCUAAGAUGAAAACUAUGCCUAUUAGUAAAAAAUCCUUAAAAAAAAAGAACAAAUCUAAUAUUUCUAUAAGUUCUAAAUGUUUUAAAAAACGUCCAGUGACAUAUUUAGAAAUUGAUAAAGUUGCUGAAAAAGUGUUAGAUUGGUCAAAUGAACCUUUAGUUGCAAAGUAUAAGAAUUAUUUAGCAAAAAUAAUUAGUUUAGAUGCACACAUUAUUCAAUUAAACCAGAGUAAUACUGAACUGGAAUCAUCAGUUAUAGCUGAAAUUAUAUCAAGAAAAAAUGAUCUUAGGAGGAUGGACCAUAUGAGUAUUUUCAGCAAUACUAAAUCUAAAGUUGAAACCACUGAAGAAAAACAGUUCAUUGUUUUGGACAAUUGGAAAACAACUUUUGAAAACUAUUAUCGUCAAAAUCUAAGAUUUAAGGGACAUAAUAUUGAUAUAGGACAAUUAGAACACAUUGAGAUCACGUCAAAUCCAAAACAUUGGUCUCCUCAAGACGUUUAUGAGUAUUUGAUUAAUGAUAUAUUUUGUAGAGAUAUUGCUUUGAAAUUAUAUUCUGAGGAAUUUGAUGGUGUAGCGUUUAUGCUAUUAAAUGAAGAACAACUUUUAAAGUAUUUAUCGGUUUCAAUAAAUUUAGCAAUAAGAAUCAUGUGUCAUGUAGCUGAAGCCAAAUUAAUUUGUUUAACAAAAUAUUGUAACGAAGCAGAUUCUUAGAUACCUACUCAGUAAAAAUUGUCAAAUUAUAACAUCUCUUUUUUUUUUUUUAAUAUUGGUUUUCAAAUAGUUAUAGAUUAGAACUUAUCAAUGAUCAAAAUUACUAUUAUUAUUUUUGAGGUAUAUAGUAUGUUUGUUAUUAUACUACCUAUCUAAUUAAUUAUAAAAAUUAUUUUUCAUUAUUUUUUUUUA
Messenger RNA from Myzus persicae (green peach aphid), 2827 nucleotides. Its product is annotated as scm-like with four MBT domains protein 1. Lineage: Eukaryota; Metazoa; Arthropoda; Insecta; Hemiptera; Aphididae. The record is from RefSeq and is a predicted model, not a curated record. Gene Ontology annotation, biological process: regulation of DNA-templated transcription. Gene Ontology annotation, cellular component: nucleus. The transcript has 16 exons. The coding region runs from base 644 to 2635 and encodes 663 amino acids.